UCCAACAUUGAAAUGAUCAUAGAGAGAGACUAUACACAUACUGUGUGCUGAUUUAGAAAGCUAGCUCGCCGGAGAGACAUGGACGGAACAUCUUCGCCGGAGAAAUGCUCCAUGUGGCUUGACCUAAACAGAGAAGAGGCUGUGGAGAAGUACAAUGAAGAAGAGUCAUCAGUUGAAGACGAAGACCAACAAGUCACAAGUAGUAACAACGUGAGACAGUAUGUUCGGUCCAACAUGCCUCGUCUUCGUUGGACACCUGAUCUUCAUCUUUCCUUCGUCCGUGCAGUCCAACGACUUGGCGGUCCACACAGGGCGACACCUAAAAUGGUUCUUCAGAUGAUGAAUCUAAAAGGAUUGAGUAUUGCACAUGUCAAGAGUCACUUGCAGAUGUAUCGGAGUAAGAAGCUCGAGGCAACCUCUCUACAUGAUGUUGGAGCUAUGAUGGGAGCACAAAGAAACUAUUUGUUAGACAUGAUUGAUAUCCCAUAUGGUGAUUUAAGACAUGCCUAUUACCCUAAAACAGUUCCUUCAAGGGUACGCAAUCAAGACGCGAUCUUCACAAAUCUUGGAACUAACUUUGUAAUGCGACCUUCAAGCUGGUGUAAUAGGUUAAGUGGACAUGAAUUGAAUAAUGGCCGUGGUGAACUUGACAGAGACAGCAUGGAGAGCAAGACUCUGCCUCUGCUUGAGAUUAGGAGGACGACCCCAGAGAAAAGAGUCCGCGAAGAAGCGGCAAGAGAAGUAUCAUCUCUCAAACGAUCAAAACCAAUGCCCGGAGAUGGGAUCAACACGAUGCUCUCGCUGUCUCUGUUCUCGACAUCAUCAGGAGAGUCACCGUAGUCAUGGCAUCUGACAUAGUAGAGACGUAAACGUUCAAACUUUAAGGGGAUUCAAGGGUAGAGAUUGUUUCCUUAAGCCCAUUUCUUGCGAUGAGUACUUAGCCAGGAUCUGGGUCAGGCUUGAUUCAGAUCCUGUAAGUACUUCUCUAUAUGAGUUUUGUAUUCUUACAUAAAAUCAGAAUAAAUAAGUCGUUUUAACUUUAAAAAAAAAAAAGACCAAAGAACCAACAACAUGAGAAGUCAUUGUUCAGAUGAAAAGU
Molecule: messenger RNA, 1099 nt
Organism: Brassica oleracea var. oleracea
Lineage: Eukaryota; Viridiplantae; Streptophyta; Magnoliopsida; Brassicales; Brassicaceae
Exons: 6
Coding region: 79-840 (253 amino acids)
Molecular function (GO): DNA binding; DNA-binding transcription factor activity
Source: RefSeq, a predicted model, not a curated record